Messenger RNA from Doryrhamphus excisus (bluestripe pipefish), 580 nucleotides. The record is from RefSeq and is a predicted model, not a curated record. Lineage: Eukaryota; Metazoa; Chordata; Actinopteri; Syngnathiformes; Syngnathidae.
AGUGACAAUGACCUUCAAGUUCACGCACUCCGGACCCCUUCAGGAUGAAUGGCCAUGGCCUGUUCCCGUCUGUCCCUUCUGCUUCUGGUGCUGGCUUCCCUGACUGUGGCUCAGGCCCAGAUCAUGCUGUCUAACCUGCGUGCCAGCAAUCUGCCCUCUGACAUUUUGGGGACCACAGACGGCUACGUGAAGGUGUUUUGCGGCUCUGCCUCUUUGGGUAAAACAGCAGUCCGUAAUAACAACAUUAAUCCCUGGUGGGGGGAAGAGUUCUCCUACUUCAAGGCCCAGGAAAAUGACGUGUUGAGGCUGGAGGUUUACGACAGAGAUAUUCUCUUUGACGACCUGCUGGGAGUGUGCCAGAGACAGCUCCGACCUGGAACACAUGAGCAUGACUGCUUCCUGAAGAAAGGUGGAACCCUCCAUUAUGUCUAUACCCUCGGUAGCGGCCGUCAAUAAGCAUACUAAUGUUUCCGUUUUACAAAGUCCAAGCCAUUCCUGAGUGCUUUGGAAAAAAACAUUUGAUAUGAUUCAGUUCUCAUGUUGUCACAAGGAAAUAAAAUCAGUCCAACCAGAAGAAAAA